AUGCUCUUCAGUUCUCUUUUUUGGUUCUUAUUUUUCACCAAUACAAUCCCUCAGGAUUUGGUUUUUUCUCAGCUUCAUCGUGUCGCAGCCGUUCAUCUAGCCUGGCUAUCGGGAUACUUCGACGCCCAUAAUUCAGGAAUAGAUGAGGAUGACAUCGAUAAUUUUAUUGGUAGGGAUGAGAUCGGUGAUAUGAACUGGUCACGUCGGAGAGUUGAUACUGCUUUUAUUGAGGGGUAUAAAGCUGACCUCAUAUGCCCUCGAAAGGCCACGAAGCAGAGGCGCAUAGAAAUGCUGGCUCACAGAUAUCUGCAUGAUGAGAUGAGUCCUAUACAGCCUGUUAUCGAUCUUAUCAUGUAA
Molecule: messenger RNA, 357 nt
Organism: Protopolystoma xenopodis
Lineage: Eukaryota; Metazoa; Platyhelminthes; Monogenea; Polystomatidea; Polystomatidae
Source: the annotation of a GenBank genome assembly